Paramecium octaurelia is the source of this 1301-nucleotide messenger RNA. The record is from the annotation of a GenBank genome assembly. NCBI's taxonomy places the organism in Eukaryota, Ciliophora, Oligohymenophorea, Peniculida, Parameciidae.
AUGUAAUAACCAGCGGAAGAAUUAGAUUAAUUAAUACAAACCUUAAAUAAUUAAUCAACCAUUCCCUACCUUCAACAAGCUCUCACUUAGGAUUAAUUGGUGGCACAAAAUGCUCGUCUGCUCUAACAAUUGCAUGAAUAGCAGAGAAUGCUGAAUUUGCAAAGUCUGAUCACAUAGAGCGUUCUCCAGAAUCCCUUUAUAAAUUAAUAAAUCACUCAAGAGAGCAAAAAGAUCAAGAAAACCAAGUCAACACUUUAGAGAAUUCAAUCCAAUGCUAGUUUAAAAGAACAAACCCCUCAAUUACAGGAAAUUAAAGGUAAUGUCAAGAACGCAUACAUUAAGAAGAUUACCUCUUUGCUCAGUGUAGAAGGUGAGAAACUCUUGGAUGAAGAAUUGCAGGAAGAUCUACAAGGAGAGAGUUCAUCAGAAGAAGUAUCCAAAGAAUAGAAAUUUGGUUUGGCUGGACUUUUAGGAUCUGCAAAUGAUUUAUUGAGUGCUGAGUCAAAGAACAAGCGCUUAAGAUAGAGUGCCAAGAAUUCCCGAUUAAGAAAGAAGGUGUAUUUGAAGUUAUUGGAGAAAAAAGUAAUACUCUCCCCCCCUUAUCAAUUAGGUCUCCGAUCUAGAUUAAAAAAUAUAGGAAUAUAAAAAAACAACCAGAUAAUCAUUUGAGUAUUUGACUUAAUUACUUGCCUCCCAUCCCAUUCUAAAUAGCAUGAUCAUUGCUAAUUCAAAUGCCAUCGAUCAAAUUACACAAUGCAAACAACCCGAUUAAGCCUAACUUAUUUUAGAUUCGUACUUGGUAUUAGUCUCUAUUAACAAUUAGAUGAGAUAUGGAACAUGUGGAAUCAAAAGGAGAGACUAUUUAAAAUAUGCGGUUAAGAAUAUUCAAAGAAAUUUCUUAAAAGGAAACUACGGGUUGCAAUUGAUUAGUUUCAAUACUGAUCAUAAAAACUGUAUUAUUGUAUCUUACAUCAUUUAGAUGAUGAUGAAUUCAAUAACUAUGUAGAAAUUGUCAAAAAACAAACUAAAUUGGAUGAUGAGAAUUUAAUUUAUAAAGUACUCCCCAUUAUUGACAAACUAUUAAAUCAUAGAAAGACAUCACAAUAGUAUUCACAUUCAUUAUACGUAGAUUAUUAUUAAAGUUUAAUACAGAAAUGAAAAAAUUGAAAUCGAUACAAUAAGAGGUGGAGGAGAAUGUCAAUCAAUUUACUCAAUAAUUGACACCCAUUCAACAAGUUGAAUUAAUCAAAGGGGUAGAGAAAUUAACAACUUUCAAUAGAUCACUCGUGUGAACAUUUUCA